Messenger RNA from Myotis lucifugus (little brown bat), 1290 nucleotides. Its product is annotated as scavenger receptor class F member 2. The record is from RefSeq and is a predicted model, not a curated record. Gene Ontology annotation, molecular function: scavenger receptor activity. Lineage: Eukaryota; Metazoa; Chordata; Mammalia; Chiroptera; Vespertilionidae.
AUGUUCUCCAGUGUCUUCUCCCCUGUUCCUGAGGGUGAAUAUGAGAACAUGGGAUCAGAGGGCGCAGGGCCCCGGGGGGCUGGGACGGCGCGGCGCCGUGGAGCCGGGGGGCCGCUGCCGCCGCUGCUGUCGCCGCUGCUGCUGCUGCUCUGGCUACUGCCCAGCCCCGGGGCGCCCGAGGAGCUGAACCCGCGCGGCCGCAACGUGUGCCGUGCGUCCGGCUCCCAGGAGCCCAUGUGCUGUGCCGGCUGGAAGCAGCAGGGGGACGAGUGUGGGAUCGCGGUGUGCGAAGGCAACUCCACGUGUUCGGAGAACGAGGUGUGCGUGCGGCCUGGCGAGUGCCGCUGCCGCCAUGGCUACUUCGGUGCCAACUGCGACACCAAGUGCCCGCGCCAGUUCUGGGGACCCGACUGCAAGGAGCUGUGCAUCUGCCACCCGCAUGGGCAGUGCGAGGAUGUGACCGGCCAGUGUACGUGUCACGCGCGGCGCUGGGGAGCACGCUGCGAGCACGCGUGCCAGUGCCAGCACGGCGCGUGCCACCCGCGGAGCGGCGCGUGCCGCUGCGAGCCGGGCUGGUGGGGCGCGCAGUGCUCCAGCGCGUGCUACUGCAGCACGUCGCGCUGCGACCCACAGACGGCGCGUGCUGUGCACGCAGGCUGUGAGCUGCAGCUGCACAUCAAAUACCCGACAGAGACCAACCAGCGCAAGGGUGUGAUGGGCGCGGGCGCGCUGCUCGCCAUGCUCCUGGGUCUGCUGCUCUCGCUACUCGGCUGUUGCUGCGCCUGCCGUGGCAAGGACCCCGCGCACAGGGAGCUCUCACUUGGGAGGAAGAAGCCGCCACAACGACUGUGCGGACGCUUCAGCCGCAUCAGCAUGAAGCUGCCCCGGAUCCCGCUCCGCAGGCAGAAGCUACCCAAGGUCGUAGUGGCCCAUCACGACCUGGAUAACACACUCAACUGCAGCUUCCUGGAGCCACCGUCGGGGCUGGAGCAGCCCUCACCAUCCUGGUCUUCCCGGGCCUCAUUCUCCUCCUUCGACACCACUGACGAAGGCCCUGUGUACUGCGUGCCCCACGAGGAGGCGGCAACCGAGAGCCGAGACCGGGAGGUCCCCACCGCCCCAGCGGAGGCGCAGGCGCCCGCCCCCGCGCCCGUGUUUACCCCGGCGCCGUCGGAGGAGGCUACGCCCCUUCCCCGCACGCCCACGGCUCCCGUGGUACUGCAGACCGGGGACCCCGGCCCCCACCGAGAACUUGCCCUAAUCCCACCCCAGGCUGGGCUGACGGCCUGA